Ostrea edulis (European flat oyster) is the source of this 2189-nucleotide messenger RNA. Its product is annotated as asparagine synthetase [glutamine-hydrolyzing]-like. The record is from RefSeq and is a predicted model, not a curated record. Gene Ontology annotation, molecular function: asparagine synthase (glutamine-hydrolyzing) activity. The transcript has 10 exons. Gene Ontology annotation, cellular component: cytosol. Bases 201 to 1859 code for a protein of 552 amino acids. Lineage: Eukaryota; Metazoa; Mollusca; Bivalvia; Ostreida; Ostreidae.
GGAAACUUUUUUGUAUAUAAAUAGAAUCAUGUUUUCAGCACGCCGCGAAAGCAUGAUCGUGGUAUAGGUAUAUAUACAAUUCUAUUGCAUCAUGUUUUUAAUAUUUACAUUCUGUGGUAACUUAUUCUUCGUCUACUAUCUAGGAGUACACCUCUGUCUCGUACCAGGAUCUCUGAAAUCGCAACGAAUUUGAGGACAAGAUGUGUGGUAUAUGGGCUAUAUUCGGAAGUGAUGACGAUGUCGCCAUUCAGUGUAACGCGGCUCAUAAGAUUACACACAGGGGACCCGACGCCUUCCGAUUGGAAACCAUACAUCAUUUCCCUAACUGUGCUCUCGGUUUCCAUCGUCUGGCAAUUGUUGACGACUUGGCGGGAAUGCAACCCAUGAGAGUUUUUAAAUAUCCUCACAUCUGGUUGAUAUACAACGGAGAAAUAUACAACCAUAAACUGCUCAGAGAGCAGUUUAACUUUGACACGUCCACGGAGUGUGACGGCGAGGUUAUUAUUCACUUGUACGCGCGGGGCGGGGCGGAUUACGCGGCUAAACACCUGGAUGGCGUGUUCGCCUUCUUAAUAUUGGACACAGCAGAACGGAGGGUGUACGUGGGACGGGACACAUACGGGGUCAGACCCUCCUUUAAAGCCUACAUCGAGGACAGGGGAUUCCUCGCCAUCUGCUCGGAGGCAAAAGGUCUGAUGCCCUUAAAACAGGUUUCAGAAAGCGGUGUGCAUAUAACACAUUUCCCCCCUGGUCACGUGGAAGCGUACAGCCUCGAUUUGAGUGGACGGGCUACUUAUAUGAACACCACACGUUUUCAUAAAAUUGGCGAAUGUCCGACAUACAAAACAUUAGCCAGUCCUACAGAUGACGACAUCUAUGGCAGUAUACGCGAUCUUCUGGAUGCGGCGGUACACAAGCGAACAAUGGCGGAGAGACGAAUCGGCUGUUUGUUAUCAGGGGGCCUCGAUUCCAGUCUUGUGGCCUCUUUAUUUGUGAGGAAAGCUAAAGAGAUCGGUAUCAAAUAUCCAGUCCAAACUUUUUCUAUUGGCAUGGAGGGAAGUCCAGAUCUGUUAGCAGCCAGAAAGGUUGCUAAGCAUCUAGGAACUGAGCAUCACGAGGUUGUAUUUACCCCAGACGAAGGCAUCGAUGUUCUAGAAAGCGUCAUAUUUCACUUGGAGAGUUAUGACAUCACCACAAUUAGAGCUUCUGUCGGAAUGUUUUUACUAAGCAAAUACAUCAUGGAAAAGACGGACACUCGUGUGAUUCUGUCCGGGGAGGGUGCGGAUGAGGUGAUGCAGGGUUACAUCUAUUUCCACAAAUCCCCUACCGCAUCGGAAGCUGACACAGAGAGCAGACGCCUGUGCAAGGACCUGUAUUUGUACGACGUACUGCGAGGGGAUCGGUCCACUGCUGCCUGGGGGUUGGAAAUUCGAGUACCCUUCCUAGACCAUCGAUUAAACAGCUACUUCUUCUCACUGCCUCCGGAAGUUAGACAACCACGUGACAGCGUAGAAAAGUACAUUCUAAGGGCAGCAUUUGAUAAAUCGGAACUGUUACCACGUGAAAUCUUAUGGCGACCAAAGGAAGCAUUUAGCGACGGCAUCUCAAGUGUAAAAAGGUCAUGGUACGAGAUUCUCCAGGAUCAUCUUUGUGAUCAGAUAAAUGAAAACGAGUUGGAGGAAGCGUCUGCAAAGUAUCCGCACAACACGCCCCUGACAAAGGAAGCGUUGUACUACAGGAAAGUGUUCGAAAAGUUUUAUCCCGGGCGGGCUGAAUGGAUUCCGUAUUUCUGGAUGCCCAGGUGGACAGAGACCACCGAUCCCUCCGCCAGAACCCUGAAGCACUACAAAAAUGAUUGAUUGACAUGGGGCAUAGUGGCUAAACACCAUUUCUGUCCAGAUAUGCAAAUUCUGCAUUGCUUAUAAUUCAAUCAUACUCCUGUAUGUGCAUUCAGAAGCUUACAAAAAGGAAUACUUAAUUGAGAGAGAGAUAGAGAGAGAGAGAUAGAUUACAAUCUCUGAUGAGAAAAAAUGUGUUAGUUUUGUUUAUACUUGUAUAUAUAUACACAAUAUAUAUAUAUAUAUAUAUAUAUAUAUAUAUAUAUAUACUGUGGCUCAAUUUUCGUGGAAUUCGUGGGUACCCCUCGCCCACGAAUUUACAUCCUCAACGAAUAAAGAAUCAUAAUUACA